AUGGCUGAUCUUCCCGAGCUUCCUGCUCCCCACUCGGGGCUGGCCAGAUACAUCUCCGAGAACCCGGACAAGUCAAUGAUCGAGAUCUUGGAGCCGUACCGCAAGUAUGAGGCCAACCUGCGAUCCGUCUAUGCUCAGGAUCGCCAGAACCCCAUCCUUGAGGAUCCUCAUCUCAACGUCCUGCCGCUCUUCACCGAUGACACCAAAGUCAUCACAACUCGAGCCAGGAACCUCGAGACUGAGACCGAAGAGGAGAAGUCCAAGUACAUCAUGGCUCUCCCAGAUGACAAGCGCCGCCCUCAUGGUUCCCCUGCAACCGUUGCCAAUCUGACCGAGUUCCAAAAGAACUUCAACGUCUUCUCUGAAUCAUCCCUGGUCGACUUGGACUGGAGUAAUGUUGUGGCUGCUGGCUCUUCGGUCGUCAACUGUCUUCUCCCUGUUCCCAAGGAAUUCAACACCACCAAGCGCAAGCUCCGCGAGUAUUACCAUGAGAAGUUCUGUCCUGCUUCGGAUGUCGAUCUCUUCCUCUACGGGCUCACCCACGACCAAGCCAUCGAGAAGAUCAAGACGAUCGAGCAAGCCAUUCGAGAUGCCCUUCUCAACGAGGUUACUGUGGUGAGGACCAAGUAUGCCAUCACCAUUGCCAGUCAAUACCCCGUGCGACACGUUCAGAUUGUCCUGCGAGUCUACAAGUCCGUCAGUGAAAUCCUGACGGGUUUCGACAUUGACGCCGCUGGCGGCGCCUAUGAUGGCAACCAGGUCUAUGUAACUCCCAGAGCACUGGGCAGCUUCAUCACCCAGGUCAACCAUGUUGACCUUACCCGUCGAAGUCCUUCCUACGAGAAUCGCCUCUCCAAGUAUUCUCACCGAAACUUUGAGGUCUACUGGCCCGAUCUUGAUCGAUCUCGCGUUGAUCCGACCAUCUUCGAGAGAAGCUUCCAAAGGACGCUGGGCUUGGCCCGUCUGCUUGUCCUUGAGAGACUACCAACAACAUCCGCCCGAGAAACAUAUCUCAACAAGAGACGCGAGGAGCGUGGUCGACCUCAGGUGUACAAGGGUCGAAAUGUUCUCUUUGGAAAUAUCAAAGACCACCACGAGGAUGAGAUUGCUGAUUGGCUCUCCGAGGAGGAUGUUUCCAACUACCAUACCUUCACCGUUCCUUAUGGCCAACAUUUCAACGCAAAGCGCAUUGAGAAGCUCUGCUACACGCGUGAUCUCCUCCUCAAUGCGGAGUGGAAUCAGCCCGAUGACAGAGAGGUCUACCUGCAUCGUCACCCGGCAUUCUUUGGCCGCGUCCAGGAUGUGGUCGAAGAUUGCUGUGGCUUUUGCCCCAAACCAGUCACUGCCGAGGAAAAAGAAGUUGCGGAGAAGGAGGCUGAGAUUUACAUCAAAGGCGAGGUCACUUUCCUCAUUGAUGACCCUGGCCGACAGCAGAUCGGUUCUUUCAACCCCCUGACAGAGCAGGAUUGGACUGAUAUGGCUUAUGUUGGAAACACGGCCAGACUUUGUCAGUCCAUCGUUGAUGGAGAUGUCGAUGAUGUCUUGAACUGGCUCAGCCAAGAGGACUCCGACCCCAACAAGCGAGACUACACCGGUCGAUCGCCGCUCCAUCUCGCCGUCAUGACUUCGACCCCAGAGGUUGUCAAAUGUCUCGUUGAUCACGGCUCUCGUAUUACGGCACGCUUGGCCGAUGGAAAGACUGCUCUGCACCUGGCUGCUUCCCGAGGAAACCUGGAAAUGAUCAAGAUCUUGAUGGAGAAGAGCAUCGAGAACGAAGAGGCUGAGGAGGAGCGCCAGGACAGAAAGCGCCAGGCAGCCAAGAGAGGCGACUCUGAUGGCAAAGACGAGGCGUCAAAGGAGACCCACGAGGCCGAAGCUUCCGACAAAUCGGAUGAAGAGUCUGAUGGUGAGCUUAUUGACGCAGAGACAACCGACGCAGACACAGUAUCUAUGGUGACUGGAUCCUUCGUCAACGUCGAAAAGGAGAAGGAAACCGACGACGAUCUGGUUCCCGACGAGCAGGAGGAUGAGCCUGACUACUAUCAGAUUGAUGUCUUGGCUUGGGAUGUCCCAUGCUCACCCCUUCAUCUUGCCAUUUCAGAAGGUCAUGAGGAUGCUGUCAAGCUCCUCUGCGAUUAUGGUGCCGAUUCUAUUCUACCAGUCAAGUUCAUCAACAAGAACAACGACUCUGAUACGGGCGCCAUCUUGACCCUGGCCCUGGCGUUGUCGCUGCCCACUGGCAAAGCCAAGUCGAUGGCUGAGCUCCUUUUGAAACUUGGGGCCGUCUCCUCCCAGGCCGACUCGAACGGAUGCACUGCCUUCCACAGGUACAUCGAGUCUGGGCAAAGGGACCUCAUUUAUACACUGCUCGACACGGAUAAAACGGGCGUCAAGACAGCCAUCAACCACUUGGUUUUUGCUAGCAGUUACUGGAACCCCGAGGCAAUUGCCCCGAUCCACAGCGCUAUUGAGACCGGCGACACCAUCUUGGUGUUGAAACUUCUGAACAACGGCGCCCUGGCCCAGAUCGACUUUGAGACUUGGUUGAAGGCGGCCAAGGUUUCGCCAUCGCACUCUGGCAGACUGGGGAAACUGGAAGAAAACCAGAGGAAAUUCAAGGAGUCAACGGAGCAACCCUUGCUCGCAGCCAUCCGUUCUGGCAACGCUGAGGUGGCAAUCAAGCUCCUGGAGAAUGGCGCCAAUCCCAACGCAUUGCCUGGAAGCACCGAAAGUCUCAUCUUUGACGAGUACAGACGCACCUGGAACAAGGGACGUUCAGCUCUUGACCUGGUCCGUUCAUCUCUGAAAGGCCUCCGAAAGUACACCAGCAAGAAACGCCGAGUGGUAAAGCCUACGGAGCCGGCCGGCACGGCUGAGUUUCUGGAAAAGUUCAAGCCAGGUACCUACUCCUACUGGAUGGUCUCUGAACAGAUCAAAAACGCAAAGUGGACGUUCAAGGUUGCAAAGAAGAGUUACGAAAAGGACAUCAAGCGGCAGAAGCGUGAAGAGCUCAAGGGAGAAGCCGAGAAGCAGCGGGCUAUCAACGAAGUUAUUGCCAGCUUUGAGGCAAUCGAGAAAGCUCUCCUCAGCCGAGGUGCAAAGACCUUUGAUGAGCUCCACCCCGAUAUCAAGACUGAAUCGGACACCAGCCGUCAUGCAUCUCGCGAAGAAGAAGCAGAAGACAAACCUGCGAAGCCUUAUGAGUUUCACUUUUCGUUCCAACAUGACAGCGAGAUGACAGUGACAAGAAGGGAUGGCUAUAUUGAGCUGUUGGAGGCUGCGUGGUCAGGAGACGUCGAACGGAUCAAGUCUCUUACUCUCCAAGCUUGGGGCCCUGAACAAGACCAGCCGCCCUUGGUGGCUGCGGUCGCGGACAAUGAUGGCAACACCCCAUUCUCGGUGGCCUUCCUCCGAGGCCACCAUGAUGUUGCCCGGGCUCUGCUUGAGAUUGUCAAGGUGCAAUGGUCUCCGCCAGAGAAGGAAAAGGUUCGCUUCAAGAUGGAAGCUCGCGAGGAAGACGAGUACUCAGAUGAGUGCUCGGAUGAAGAAUCCAACGAUUCCGGCGACGAGCCCCGUAUUGUGUCGGAGAAGGUGCAGCAAAAGUUCACCAUUGACGACAUUGGCCAUGUCUCCAUGCAAGUCAAAUCCCACACCAAGCCGGUCGACUACAUCUGCUGGAAUGUUCCUAGCUGGUACAUGGAGAACGGUAAUGCUACCAGUCCCCGUCACACCAACCGCUAUCGUCCCCAAGAAGGUCUUUUUACGCAGGUCUUGGAGAGAGAUGAUGUCGCAGGACUCAAGGCUCUCCUGGACAUGGCACAACACUAUGCUGGAGAGAAGUUUGAAGGAGGUGAGGGAGAUGAGGACGACCAUGUUGGCAGCUUCACCUUCCCCCAGUUUGACUUCAACUAUGCAGUGGAGCAUGGAAAGACUCAGAUGCUUGCAUUGAUCAUCAAGCGAACGGGCGCAGGCAUUCCCCUUGAUCAUCUGGUCAAGAAGAGCGGCGUUGAGCUGAAGCAAAAGCCGCGAUACUACCAGGGACUUACAGUCUAUGGCAAGAAGAGGAAGGACUGGGCGACAGCUGGUCGAAACAUGGUGGUUAGGACAUCAGGUCAGAAGACGCCACCGCUUCUGCAUGCUGCUUUGGCUGGAAAUCUGGAGGGUGUCGAGUUCUUCCUUGGAGACGCCCCUCACAGAUUAUACAGCGAAUUUGGCAAGUCAAAGGCUGCUCGGGAAGACUCUCGACUGAGACACCUCAAGGAGAGCCCAGGUGGCUUUGACCGUGCCAUCUCAAAGUGGCUUGGAGCCGACAACGAUUUCGUGAUUCACUGCGCAGUCGUGGGUGAGCCUUCAUCCAACGCAAUCGAACUUCUUGAGUAUCUUGUCGAGGCUUGCCCAGGAUGUCUUGAGAAGAAGAACGCUGAUGGCGAGACACCGCUUCUGGUUGCCUGCCGCCUUGGACGCACCGAAUUUGUCAAGAUCCUGUUGGGGGCCAAUGCCGACCAGUCUUCUCGCAAUUCAAAGGGCCAAAACAUCCUUCACGCAGCGUUGGAGAAUACCCCCGAGUCUGACCAGCUCCGCGAGCUGUUGGACCUCUUUGACCCAACCCUUCGCAGUCACCUGUUCUUGCAGCGAAACAACUUCAACGAGAACGGCAACACACCUCUGCACGCCUGGGUUUCGCAAGCCUGUGGAGUUCAGUUCGACGAUGAUGCUGGUUAUAAUCGGCGCAGGCACAGGUACUAUUACAGAAACACCACCAAGCCCUACGAAGGUCAAGAGAAGGACGCGGUUGAGAUGCUCAAGCUUUUGCUCGAGUACUCCAAGGGCGAAGAGCUAGAGAUGCUCAACGCUGCGGGCGAGACGUGCCUUCACACUACCAUCAUGCAUGACAUGAUAUCUUUGGCUCGUGUCAUUGUGGAGUUCAAGCCUCGAUUGCUGUACCGGGAGAAUGCUGUCGGCCGAACACCUGCUGAACUCGCCCAUGACCGACUCACUGAGCAGAAGUUCAAGAAGCCUGAUAACAUCAAGCAGGAUAAGCACGACUGUGCUACCUAUCUCAUCAACAAGAAGAAGGAGGACUUUGCUGCCCACGCCAACCCUGAAGCUCAUACGUCCGAGCAAAGAAAGCAGCUGCUCGCGGAUCUGGGGCUCAGCAACACUUACAGCGCGGCCGAGUUCUCCCAAAUCAUGCGCGCCAUGGGCGAGAGCAACACGAAGCGCAAGAGAGACGAAAAGGAUCUCAGUGGCAGUGUUGCCAAGGUUGUUGCAUGGGAUCUCUGCCUCACCGCGAUGGAGAAGCACCCCGAGCGUCGCCGCCUUGUGAGUCUGAAUGAAGCCAAUGACGUGGCCAAGAGAUUGGGUGAGAAGUACUCGGCAUCGAGGUACUUUAGCAUCCAAGCCAAGGCUGAGUCUGAAGAUGGCGAGGAACAAGAGGAUCAGGCAGUUGACUUUGCUACAUCUCGAGGUCGUGGGGCCUCAUCCUGGAUCACGGAGAAGGACAUGAGGGGUUAUGAGAUUAAUGAGGGCGAAGAGGACAAGAAGGAGGAGGAGGAGGAUGAUGACAGUGAUCUCGAGAGUGUCGUAUCGCGCGGCAGCUACUGCGUGAAUUGCCGCGAGUAUCAUCAACAGAUUUAA
Molecule: messenger RNA, 5637 nt
Organism: Fusarium falciforme
Lineage: Eukaryota; Fungi; Ascomycota; Sordariomycetes; Hypocreales; Nectriaceae
Exons: 6
Coding region: 1-5637 (1878 amino acids)
Molecular function (GO): protein binding
Source: RefSeq, a predicted model, not a curated record